AUAUAUGGAACUAUCUGUAAUAUUUUUAGACACAAAGCAAAGGGGUCUGAGAGCGUGACUGUCAAAUCUACAUAUUCUCUUCAUCUUCUUUCUUUCUCUCUAAAAACUCUCUCUCUCUCAUAAUUCAGAUUUUCUUUCUUUUUUAUGGUUCUUAAGAUUCGGUUUAAUCGGCGAUCGUUUCCCACAGUUUCUCGGGAAUCUCUGCUUUUCGUUCCUUCAAUCUUUGUCUCCUCCUUCACCUGAAUAUAAUGCUCCAGAUUUUCAAGCUGAUGGCUUUCCUUACAAUUUUUUCCCCUUUCUUAAAAGGACUGGUUUUGAUUUGAUAGAACUCUGACUCAAAAAGUAAAAACAAUGGAGGGUGACACAUACUCAGGGCUUGACAAUGGAACACAGUUGGAUGGCAAGGUGGUGCAGAUAUUUCAGAAGAGCUUUGUUCAGGUUCAGAAUAUAUUGGACCAGAAUAGGUUGCUCAUCAAUGAGAUAAACCAGAAUCAUGAGUCCAAGAUCCCAGACAACUUGAGCAGAAAUGUUGGUCUAAUUAGGGAGCUCAACAACAACAUAAGAAGAGUUGUUGACCUUUAUGCUGAUCUUUCAAGUACCUUCUCCAAAUCCAUGGAUACCUCAUCUGAGGAGGAUCUGAGUGUUGCUAUGAGAUCUGAUGCCAAAGCUGGUCACAAAAGAAACAGGCCUGUUUGAUUUAAUUCAAGAGAAAACAACAACAAAAAAACAAGUUGGUGUUUUUAUGUUGGCAAUUCUUUUGCAUGGUGGCAAAUGAAGAAACUUUUUUCAAGUAGAAACUAGAUCAAAACUGAUCAGAUUCUGUGUAACCCUUCUUCGCUUUUGUAUCAUUGAUGAACUGUCUUCAUUUCUCAAAACUGACUGCUCACUUUUGUUAGCCAAAAUAAUAUAGGUCUUCUAUAAUUUCUUCUAUUUGCACUGUAACUCCUUUUGUAACCAUGGAUCUGAUAUUGAAAUGAAAAGCAUAUGUGGGAUGUUCAUUUCUAAA
Molecule: messenger RNA, 1006 nt
Organism: Gossypium raimondii (Peruvian cotton)
Lineage: Eukaryota; Viridiplantae; Streptophyta; Magnoliopsida; Malvales; Malvaceae
Product: protein ELF4-LIKE 3
Exons: 3
Coding region: 352-696 (114 amino acids)
Biological process (GO): positive regulation of circadian rhythm; entrainment of circadian clock
Source: RefSeq, a predicted model, not a curated record